AUUAUUAAAGGGUGAUGAUGUGCCAUACUGGCUGAUCUAUCAGAUAAAAGUAUUACAUUGUUUGAAGCUGAGAAACUAUAAUUUAAUGAUUCAUAGAAUUAUCCGAAUUAGUUACGUGUCAAGCGACCUCCAUGUUCCUGUUAGUGAGAAUGGCAUUUCUUUGGGACUUUAGUAGUCUACUGCCGAUGACUACACAUUUAAACUUUUAUAUAAACUAAUUGCAGUUAUUCACAAAUGCUAUCAGUUCCUAGUUGUGCUGUAAAAACAGUUCAAAUGUAAUUAACACAGCUUCUUCUCAGCAGGUGAACCACAUUACUGACGAGUUGGUUCAUACAGGCACACAUGAUGGAUAAUUCAAUAAAAGAAACUACCCUAUAGAGACCAAUGUAUAGCUGUGAGGUAACAACACUGAAUGUUCCCUCUAAAAAACUUUAAAGGAGCAUGUAUAGAACAGACAUGCUUCAGCCUGAAACCCUUAUCAGCCUUCAUCAUUAAUGAAAAGAACAAACAAAGGCAGAACCUAUAGAGCUCUCUUCCUGUCACAGCGGCGGUUAGAUGGGGAUAAAGUCUAGUAGACAUUACCACCUACUCUCGUCACACACCCUGGCUAAAAACCUCUGUCUCAACUGAACCUGAUCCUGUCAGGUCUUUUGUUACAUCGGUAUGUUUAAACAUUACCUGAGGCACAUUUCAUUCAUGUUUGCACAAUCUCACCUGUAGCAUACUGUAUACGAUGAGCCAAUAUUCAAUGUAAAGGAACUGAACUUGAAUUUAAACAAAAGUGCAUUCUAUAGGGUAAAUGUGUGCGAGAGCGCAAACAUACUUGAUUGAGGAACCUAAAGAGCCGCGGAUGAACGUGUCAAAUGAAUGAAGACGCAGCUUCAUAAUUGCAAAAACGUUGCAAUGUGUUCAUUAUGAGACUGACAGAGUGAAUGAGUCCACACGCCUUCUUCCCACCUGACAGCGUGUGGGCAUGCCCAUGUAACAGCAUUUACACGGGCAUGCACAGUCUCACUUUAACCUCCUUUGACACUGAUGUCCUCUUGCCAUAGUCGUCUUAAAUCAGUGUUUUCAAACCCUGUUCGCACAGCUAAGACAUAAUCUUAUCUAUGCCAAGAAAAAUCCAAUCAGCUACCCGCUGGAGUUCAGGUUGAUGCACGCUUGUGAGUUUGUAUGUACACAAUGGCCGAGUAGCUGUUUGUCCGUGCAUGUGUGCGUGUCCGCCCUCCUCCGUAGGACGGCGAUCCAGGUUUUGUUGUGUGUGUGUGUGUGUGUGUGCGUGGAGUUGGGCUGGGUGAGUAAGCCGCCCCUCACAGAUGAAUAGAGGAUGGGAGGAGGCUUGAAGAGGCUGCCGUGGGUGGGAGGCCCAAGCCCUGCCAAAAAAGCUCCUUCUGUGGGAUUUGUGUACUUUUGAGUUCCUCACGAAACACAGCGCUUGGCUCAAACGACAAAGCGAGCCAGGGAGGCAGGCACUCGUACUCCCAGAGGUCGGCUCGAUCGAACCCUCUCUGCUUUUCAUGCUAUAUUCUUUCUUUCCGUUUACAAUUUCUCCAUUUCCACCAUUCUCCUCUUUUUUUUCGCUCCCUCUGUCCCUGCUGCUGCUUUUCAUCACAUUUGUCUUUAAUAAAGUGAUUAUGUUCACAUACCUUAACAGCUGGCAGCAACAAUUUGCCCCCAAACCAGCUCUUUAGCAGUUCGGAGAAACUACAGUAAGCCUUUUGUAAAAAAUAGAAAUGUGUUUAUAUUAUUAUUGAUAUGUAUUCAAAUACCGUCAAGAAUGUGUUAUUUGCAUCAGUAUGUAACAUUAAUUAUAAGGUGUAUUUUUUAUUUAAACUUAAUUGCAACACAUCAGCAGCUGCUGAGACUGAAUACCUUCAUGAAAUACCUUUAACUUUUUAUUUAAUAUGAAUUACUCAUAAUGCUAUACCCCUUGUACUAGCAUUAUCUUUCCCUAAUGUUUUUUGUUUUCCCCACCAGGAUCAAUAUCAAUUAUCUGUCACACGUUUCGCGUGUGACAGAUAAUGUGACAGAUAAUGUGACAGAUUGUGUCGCGGCCACAAUCUGCAUUGUGCUUGUGCAACGAAGCAUUUCACACACAAAAUUGUGGGUGUUUCCUGAAUGUUACCUAGAUAAUAGAAAAUAGGCCUCUGUAACCACUGGCAACCCACCUAAGCCUCAGCCGAGUGACAAGUGCAAAGAGACAUCACUCUGAGUUUAGCAAUCUCUAAAUUAAAACUGUACUUUGUAGAACAGGUCUGCAGGAAACAGAGAGUUGAUUGUCAUUCAGCAUUAGGGUGUUGGGUGAAGAAAAGAAGACAGGAAGAAAAAAAAGAAGAGCAUGAUUUCAUAAUGUCUAAAAGAAAGAUCUGGGUUGAAUAAGUGGGUCCACCCACCUGUGUGUGAGAGGCAGCGAGAGAGAAAGCGGGGCUGGAUGGUAGUUUUAGAGACAUGAGUGUGUGGGUUAGGCUAGCUGGCCUGCUUAUGCUAUCUAAUCACUGGGAGAGAAAGCAGAGCAGCAUGCCUUGAUCCACCCACCCACCCCAGACAAACAGCAGUUAGCCUGCUAAGUACUAUAUGUGGUGCCCUGCAGCUCAGGGCUGUACAUGGGGGGGGGGGGGGAAACAGAGAAUGAAAUGUGACAGACUCGGUAUAGGUAACAGACAUUCAGCACAAUUAUGUCUCAUUCUGUGCUGGGGAGGAAGAGAGAUGUGUCAAUCUGGAAGCCACUAUGGGUCACGACUGUGACCCAUGUGAGAGUGUGUGUGUGUGUGUGUGUGUGAGCGUGAGUGUGAGGCAUGCUUGGUGUGUGUCACUGGUGAAUGUGUUGGCCAUACUCCAGCAGGUUUCAGGUAUAAAACUAAAGAGAGCUCAUUGACUGAUUUUUAACCCAAAUGGAUAUAUUUGUUUUAACCCAAGGCUAAGCACUGGAAAUAAGUAAUGGAUUCACUCGUGAAACUCCAAUAUGCACCCGUCAGGUAACAAAAACAAUCACACAUGUCAAAGUCUUCUUUGUCUCGGAUUAUCAGCGGCCCUAGUAACAUGAAUUAUGUUACUGCUGAGUUGAUUUCACGGCUUCUCUUUUGUCAUGUGGGUCAGACACAGACUAGUUACCGGUGUGAUACCUGAGUGGGUGGGAUGAGAUUGGGUGCGAGUCCAAAAAUAGCUGACCUACGCAUCACACUAUUGUAUUUUUGAGUGUGCAUGUGGUCGAAUGUGGUCCGCCACGCUAUGCAUGUGUGUGUGUGUGUAUGUGUGUGUGUGCCAUGACAGGCAUCUGUCUCCCCUGCCCUGCAGCCUGACUGGUUUUAAUUAGGAGGUGCCAGAGUGCCCGAGGGCUCUCCUGCUGACACACACACAUACACAUGCGCGCACACACACAAACAGGCCUACACACACACACACACACCUGAGGGCAGACAGAGGCUGUCCCGCCAAGGCCGGCCUCCUUCUCGUUAUCACCACAAGGAGUUGUCCUCGUUCACCCCACGACCCUCCCAACACGCACACACACACACACACACACACAAAUAUUCACACCAAGCAAAUCAAACAAACACAAUACAGAAAUUCUGAAGCGACAACGUGGAAGUGGUGGCUCGGAGGUUUGACAACUCGUAGAUUUUGUUUGCAUUUCCAUAUCAUAAAAUCUCCCUUAAACAUAAAGAAUAAUUAUAUUUGUCUCCCACAUACAUUCAAGCUACCCUCACCCACAGCAGUGAGUUAAUUACGGCCACCUGCAAAACACUGUAACUCCAUGCAGCUUGUGUACUUAACCUCCCUUCAAGCUUCCGAUACUGAUUAAGGUGUUUGAAAAAGAAAAAAGACAAAACAGGGGGAAAGUUAAAGCACAAACGGACAGGUCAGCAGAAGGGAAACGCCCUCACCUCACUCACCCGAGUGGCAUGCUCCAAGGUGAGUUCUAAUGACCUGACAGAUAGGUGUGCGUCUCUGUGAUUGAGCGAGGCAGAGCGGUACGGUAGGUUUAACACAUGCCUGCCUAACCUUUGUGUUACAUUGCGUCUGUGUGUGUGUGUGUGUGUGUGUGUCCUUGGACUGGAGACAGGGGGUGUAGCCCUGGGAGGCUGCUGCUAUGCUCUAUCUCUGGACUGUUGGGGGAUGAUUGCCUCCCUUUCCUGCUUCUCUCCCACACCAAGCCACACCUGGGCUCCGACCCACCAGGGUAAAGGGCCUAAGUCGGGCAUUUCUUUUGUGCUUAUCUGUCGCUACAGUUAUUAAUUCAGGGAAGGUCUGAUAACCAUGAACUCUGUUUCCACGUUAUUUUGCCAUCUACACAUUGCCAAAUUAUUUUAAACCGAUUGUGAACUUCUCUCUCAAGCUCCUUUUUUCACACAACUACUUCUGCCACUUCUGAUGUGUACAAGCUAGUGGAACCAUAUGAAUGCCUUCCAAGAGACACGGUGUAAAAAUGUGGCACUAGAGGGCUCUGUCACUUGCGUGAAACGAAACGACUGAUUUUACCUCUUUUUUUGUUCAAUGACAAAUAAUAUUAACAGCAUUAAGUGAUCACACUAAGGGCUAGUACAGGUCUUAAUAUUCAAGGAACCAAAUUCAUAAUGACAACAAGCCUGUGUGUGAGACUUUUGUUUUACUGAAACACGCAAAUUAGUGCUCUAUGGUAUGUGACUGCAUUGCUACUACAUUAAGGUCUGAGUUGUUAGUUUUCAGAGAGAAAUCUUACUGCUUAUGAUAUUGUACAGCAUCAAAGUCACCACGAUAUCAACUUCAUGUAAUGAUGCUUCACACACCCACCCACCCCCCUGCAAAGUGCCAAUCUGGUGCCCUGGUACAUGUAUCGUGCUGGGCGCAGCAGGUGGCAGUAAACAGGUAUGUUGAGACGCCAGACAGACAAACAAAACAGAUGACUCUUACUCAGCCCCCUUGAGUCCUUUCUUGUUUUGUGACUUUUAGCACAAAGACUGAGCGACGAGACUCACCACAUGUUGGUGAAGCCUAACACUCGCGGAGGACAGAGGGCGGAAAGGCACCGUCAUUUAGCCUGAUGAUUAUAUACCAAAGAAAUAUAAAAUGCAGAAGCACCAACAUAAUUUUUCUUGUUCAUUCGACAGUAAUAUAAUUCAUUUCAUGCUUGUAUUAUAUCCGCCAUGCUAUACUGUGUGCACAUUGCAAGUGGGCUGAAACACCUAAGAGCUGCAAAGCAAAAGAAAGUGUAUUUUACAUGUCACACGUCUGCCCAAGUUUGCAGAGUUUAGAACAAAGCAGUCCACACAGGUACCACUUACAGUGUGCUGCUAUGACGGCAGUGACGCGUUUAGAAUAGAUAGCCGAUCUUAUACGAUGGCAAAUGUUGUUUUUCUGGCCGUCUGGCGGGCCUGCUAGCAGUUAGUGGCUAACCCUGUUUAUAUAUACUAGAUGCCAAUGUGAGCUGGCCUCAGCUCUCACCCGGGACAAAACAGUGUAAACCACCAGGGCAUGGGCUGUGGUUUGCUUUAGUCCAUGUUUUCCCCAAAGGGAAGUGGGCAUAGCAGUCUGAUGUCCCCUAUGAUGUCUACUUGUUUGUGGAGGUUAACUCAACACAAUUUGACUGCUUUCACAGUCUGAUUGUCAGUUAUGAUUCGGAUGAUUUGGUUAGAAAUAUUUUAGUAGAUUUGAAGAUCGUGUAACCACUAAGAUAACAAUCCUGCAUUUCCUCACUUUAUGAAGAAGAGGAUGUUCUUAAUUGUAUGUUAGAUAAUCAAAUUUACUUAUCAUCUGUACCACUGUUUUGUUUUUAGGUCUGUCGGACAAAACAUAGUCCUCCUUAAGUGUAAAAUAAACGCAAGCCACAACCUCCGGUUCUGAAAAAUGAAGCCAACAAGGAAGGGCCAAAAACUGCAGUUUUUUUAAAUGGCUUCAUGAGGCUCUCUCCAAAAUUGAGUCAAUGUUUACAGCCUUUUACAAAAAACUAUUUUGGUCUUUAUUGCUUAUUUCCCCCUUAUUGACGACACUACGAGGGGUGAAUUAUUAUUCAACUCACCAGUUAAAAUUAGGCAUAAUUGAGGGCGUGGACGCUUUGAGCGACAGGUGGGUGUCGUCUCAGGUCAGGAACUGCUAACUGCGAUAGCUGUCUCCUCUACUGCCUCAGCGCCACUGACAAUCCGCCUCUUUGGAUUAGCCGGGAGUUAGGUUGUGUCAUCACUUCCAAGAUGGAAGACCACAGAGACUACUUGCGUAUUUUAUAAAGUCUAUGCCCAAGCGGUGAAGCCCUCCUGCUGUAAGCAAACUUAAUUGAAAAAAGAAUAAUACAAUAAUACAAAGGGGCGUGGCUUAAUGAUGUCAUACAGGAAAGCCCAAUGGCUUUUUCAGAUCCUGUGAAUGUGCUAUGUCAUAACAUGUGUCCUGUCUGUGGAAGCAAAGGAAAAGCUUUUUCUCUCUUUCUUGCUGUGUCAUAAAACACACACACACACACACACACACACACACACACACACACACACAAUAUAACACGACCUAAGGAAGCAGUAUUGUAAGCCAUGCUCUGUGCCAUUACGUUUUGUUUCCAUGAACUUGUAACAGCAAACUCACAUUUUCGUGACGUUUAAUAUUUACCCAAUCACCUGCUAAACAGGCUCCCUCUUCUAAACUGAACUGGCUUAUUUCUAUACCUUUCUGCAUAAACGUCCUCCUCCUCCAUGUAGAGGUGGUGGUCUGCUCACCAACUGUUACCGUGCUUCUUUGGCAAUUUUCUGACUCAAAACAGGAAUCUGGCGUUGGCUUUCUGUUCUCUUCAACCUGGUUUUUGAAACCUUGGUUUAAAAAAAAACAAGAAAACGUUUCUACAAAAUGGAAAAUAAAACUGCAAACAGGUUGUGGUAUCUUUUUAGCGCUUGUGGUUCAAUUCUGUCUCAGAUAUUGUCUGUGAUAAAUGUAGUAAUAUUUUCCCUCAAAAUGAACACCAUUGACUGAGUCAGCCACUUUUAUAGGGUUCUGACUGCAGGGUGCCACAUGCUAAAGUGUGUUAAUGUGUUUUCAGUAAUUAGUCUGUUGUGACUGAGUGUUUAUGGGGGCUACACAUACCCAGCGCGCACCUCGUUGUCUUUAACCCUCCAUAGUCGGAACACAUGCACAGAGGUCUCAAAGAGCCUGUUGUAUGUUAGUUUGAGUAAGGCAUUUAGUUUUGGGCGGAACCAUAUUUAAGAGGAAAGAGAGAAUAGCAGGACUCUAUUUUAAACAGGUGUUAAACUGAAACUAACUGGCUUUAAGUUGUAGCUUUCUCGGAGUGACUACUUUUAGUCCUGUAUAUCUCUUCAUCUCAGCUUGAGACCAACCAAAAGAGGUGCACAAAAUAGUUUCCCAACUUUUCUCUCUCUUUCUCCUUUCCUUUUUUUUAACCCUCCCUCAGUCUCCCCAAACAACCCCUUCGAGUUUCUUUGCCCCGGUCCCUUUAUACCAAAAAUCCACUCUUAACACAACUAAAAAUUCAUUUUGUCUGACCUAAAUCAGAGGGUGUCUGCGCCAUGGGCUUAUUACACAGUGCGCUUAAACUUGUGUUGUGGAGGAGGAUGGGGUAUUAUUAUCUUCCAGCUACCCACCCUGCUAUAAAAACUAGUGGUGCGACAUCUCCACAGCGCAGUGCUGCUGCCCUCCCUCCCUUCCUCUCACUCUCUCGCUCGUCCUACAUGAGCCACACACAACAGUGAGCCUGACUCUUUACUCCACACUAGCCACUCUGCUACACAGACAGACCCAAGAAUCACACUGUUCUCCUCUGUUGCGCUGCUUUAGCUUCUCUUCAUUGGAUAUUCCUCCUCGGGUGUUUUUUUUUUCUUUAUGUAUUUUUGUGAAUGGGCAUCCGUGGCCGGUGUGGGGAGCUGGUGAAUGGACUGACCGCCUGGCUGACUGAUUGACAGACUGGCAAAGAGAGAGGCAGCUGAGAUUCAAUUAAAAAGGGCAAUGCUGAGAGGUCAAGCGAGGAGCAACAGAGCUUCUUCGUAGUCUGGAAAUACAAAGACACGUGAGGGGAAUCAAGAAACUGAAGGCACGAUAACAGCAGAGAGGAGAAUGGUUCAUCACAGAGAGGAGGACCGGAUUGGGAUCCCCUUCCCAAAUCACAGCAGUGAUGUCCUCUGCAGCCUCAAUGAGCAGCGCCGUGACGGGCUGCUCUGCGAUGUCGUCCUCAUCGUCCGUGACCAGGAGUACCGCACCCACCGCUCCGUUCUGGCCGCCUGCAGUCAGUACUUCAAGAAGCUCUUCACAGUGGCCACCGCUGAUGGUGAUCAUCAUCACACGGCGGCCGUGUACGAAAUCGAAUUUGUGGCCCCGGAGCCCCUCACAGCCAUCCUGGAGUUCGCCUACACAUCCACUCUAACCGUGACGGCGUCCAACGUGAAAGAGAUCCUGAACGCAGCUCAGAUGCUGGAGAUCCCCUGCAUCAUCAAUGUUUGCCUGGAGAUCAUGGACAGCGGGGGUGGAGGCGGCGGCGGAGGCGAAGGAGGGAGAGCGGAGGAGGGAGAGGAGGAAGAGGAGGAUGCAGAGGAAGACGAGGAGGAGGAGGAAGAAGAAGAAGAGGACGAGGAGGAGGACGAGGGGUCGAGGAAGGACGAGCAGGAGGACGAGGAGGACAAUGUCAGCGAGAGGUCGCUGCAAUCGUCGGAGAGCAGGGGGGAGCAGACGCCCCCGGGGACGGAGGACUCGCCGCCUCCUAGCACCUCCAAGUACCACCAGCAGUUUGACCUGCACAGAGAGUCCCAGUCUCCAGACACCAUGAGAGGGAAACAGGAGAGUAUGGAGAGUCGGGCCUUGAAGGAUUUCUCCAUCGAAUCUCUCCUCCAGGAGGGUCUCUACCCCCGUAUGUCAACACUGGACAGGAGGGCCAACUUCUCUCCUCUCCUGCCAGGCUUCUACCCCUCCAUGUGGGCUGCCGAGUUCCCAACCUUCCCCAAGCAGCUCCUAAACACAAACCACCACCAGCAUCCCCACGCGGGGGCACCACAGCACACCAGGCUCCCCCACCCCUUCCCCAUCUCCGCUCCGCUUGACGCCUCAAGGCCACUCAAUCUGGCAGCGAAAAGAGGGAUCAUAAAGGAGGAGAUUAAAGAGGAAAUCCCGCUCAGUCUGCUCCACGGCGACUUCCUGAAGGAGUUCGUCAGCUCGGGCCUAGGCAGCACCAUGAACACUGGGUCAGUGCCGUCAGAAGGUCACGCUCUGGGUCCGAUAAAGGAUGAGGCCGACUUCCGGUCAUACCUGAGCUUCCUGAGCUCCGCUUCCCACCUGGGGGCGCUGUUCCCUCCCUGGCAGCUGGAGGAGGAGAGGAAGAUGAAGCCUAAAGCGUCGCAGCAGUGUCCAAUCUGCAACAAGGUCAUCCAAGGAGCUGGGAAACUGCCGCGGCACAUGAGGACACAUACAGGGGAGAAACCGUACAUGUGCACUAUCUGUGAAGUUCGAUUCACCAGACAAGACAAACUCAAGAUCCACAUGAGGAAGCACACCGGUGAGCGCCCCUACAUCUGCCUCCACUGCAACUCCAAGUUUGUCCACAACUACGACCUGAAGAACCACCUGCGUAUCCACACGGGCGUCCGUCCGUACCAGUGCGAGCACUGCUACAAAAGUUUCACGCGGUCCGACCACCUGCAUCGACACAUCAAGAGGCAGAGCUGCCGCAUCUCCCGCCCCCGGCGAGGACGAAAACCAGCUGCUUGGCGGUCCACACCCACCAGCAACUUCCUGUGCCCACCUACUGCUGCCACCAACAACCGGUUUGAGGAGAACGGGUUAGGCCCCGCUUACCAGGGGGUCAAGGGUCACGGACUUGGGGAGAUGCUCGGCAACAGGGGUCUCGGUUUUAAGAGCGGGGACGGCAGGGAGGACCGGCGAGCGGAGGGGAAGGGCGUCGCAGAGGGGGAGAAGGCAGCAGCAGGGAGGCAGAGGGGAGUGUUUGCCUUCGCCCUGGCUGGAGAAGAAGUGCUUACCCACUCUCCUUUUUAUGCUGCGACCCCCGACCCCUGGACCAUGAGACUGGAGCGCGCUCCACCCAUCCCUGAGCCAGCCAAAUGAACUGUGGUCCGUGGAAGAAAAAACAAAAAGACAAGAAAAAAAAGUCUCUUGAAUCUCUGCGUCUGUUCUGCUCCAGGAAGUGAAAGCCCCUUUGUCAAAAAGUGAAAGUGAGAUCAAUUAACCUUUUGAAGGCUGCUGAGUCGCAGGAGUAUAACAGACUUGUUUUCCUGAUGGUCAGACACAGUCUAAUUAUAUCAUUUCAAAGAUGUCACGUUAAGUAAUUGUUUACAAAAUAUUUUGAUAGCAUUUAAAAGGAGGCAAACAGUUUGACACUGCUGAUGAGGACAACCAUCGGAAUGCUGUUAUAUAUAUUAUUUGCAUUAUUUAUCUACAAGGUUGUCUAAAAUGCUAUUAAUUCUAAAACAUCUCAAUUCUACAAUGUCCUCUGAAGCAAGGCGCGAUGAGGCUUUUAUACUGAAAAGUAUUCAUGUGCAGUCAAAUAUAAGAAUCAGAGCAGGACCUAUUGCAAUUGUUACAACGCUGAAUUAGUGACUAUGAUGAAUGUAAACUAAAAAAUACAUAACAAAAGGUUAUUAUAACGUUUCAGUCUCAUAAUGAAAGGGAAGUGAAGUAGACAUAAAUUAAUAAAAUACAGUUUAAAUAAAAUAAAAAUAAGCCUUCAUCUAAACAAAUAACAGUGAGUUACAUUUUGAAUAGUUGUGUUUUAAGUGUUAAAAAAGGACCGGUGCUUUAAAAAAGAAAAAAAACAUUAAAAAGGGUUUAUUAGAGCAGGGCGUAGUCUGGCACAUGUCCUGUAAUGUUUGAUCCUGAUAUUGUUAUUUAAUGAUAUUCCAAAACAAAGGGAACCCACUUGAAGUCUAAUAAAUCAGGACAUUUGAUAAUGUGUUAUUAGCCUUUCACUGCCUUGUUCUGGUUUAAGCUCCUCGUCUGCACUAUUGUACAUAGACACAAACUUUUUGGCCAUGGUGUUGUUACUUACAGUUGCGUUGCUGAUGUAAAAAAAAACAUAUAUAUAUAUAUAUUGAUCUUUAAAAGGCAUCCAUCCAAAGAUGUGUACUUUGAUAUUUCAAAGACUUGAAUACGACUUUGUUUAAAUGUUUAUGGAUAUGUGUCUUCAGAGGAUGUACAUUUCUGACUAAUCAACUGUCGCUUUAGCUAUACAGUAUGCUUGUGUUUUCUCUGCUGCAACAAAUCAAGAGGGCUUCAGCCCCGUUUUUUCAUAUAAUGUUCAUCUCUGAUUUGUGUAUAAAGAAGUGAUUUGAAUUUGAAUUGAAAUGGGAAAGUAUUUUCUUGCUAUUUAUGCAUAUUUAAAUGAAUGAGCCUUGGCUAUAUUUUGCAAAUCUGUUUUAUAAAGACACUAAAUGUUGAACUUCGCUCUUCUUUCGGAGUAUUUUUUUUCAUAAAAUGACCAAGUUGCAUGCGUGUGAAUGUCUGUAUUGUCCCGGUUCUAAGCGGUCUCCCCGUGGUUAUUGAGUAAUGUUAACACAGUAUUGAGUCAGUAUUGAGUCAGUGCGAUAUGAAACCAAAUUGGGUCAAAUUUAACACAGUGAUUUCUUUGAUGUGUACAUUUUUUUCUGAAACUUUUUGCAUUUCGCAUAAAGUUUGCUACUUCUGUAAAAUGAUUUAAAUCAACUUUUAAGUAAAACUAUUUGUUUUAUUUUCAUGGAUCAUAUUUAGCACGGACCAAUGCCACACACCACAGCAUUUACACGCCUGGAUGGGUCUUUAAAAUAUGCAAAACUCAACAAGAAAAUACAUACAAAACAGCACAAAACACAACCAUUGAUACAAUAAAUAAAAUAAAACCCUGCAUUACAUUAAAUCCCAACUACAUGAAUGAUCCUUCUUUAAAAGCUGAGCCAAAACGAUCUCAGUCAUGAUCCAAUUUGAUCUGUGGGUGAGGAGUUCCACAUAAUGAGGAUUUAGGAUUACCGGCCUCUUACCGGCCUCUUACCAUCCCUUUAAAACCCUGAGAGGUACCAGCAGGUCACUGAGCACCUUGGGUGGUU
Molecule: messenger RNA, 11984 nt
Organism: Anarrhichthys ocellatus (wolf-eel)
Lineage: Eukaryota; Metazoa; Chordata; Actinopteri; Perciformes; Anarhichadidae
Gene: zbtb7c
Product: zinc finger and BTB domain containing 7C
Exons: 4
Coding region: 8020-10014 (664 amino acids)
Biological process (GO): regulation of transcription by RNA polymerase II
Molecular function (GO): DNA-binding transcription factor activity, RNA polymerase II-specific; RNA polymerase II cis-regulatory region sequence-specific DNA binding; protein binding
Source: RefSeq, a predicted model, not a curated record